AUGGCGUCGGGUUCUGAAACGUACCCGGAUUCCACGAACCUGAAGUUGCAAGAGCUGUUAAAAGAGGUUCAGCUAGAUUACUCAGCUGUAAAUACUGCAAUCGUCAACAAUGUAGUUUCCUCCAUUAGAGAAGCCAUCAGCAAUAUCCCAGAAGGCCUCCAGGUUAAUGCUGAUGUUGCACCCGGUUUUGUUCGAGAUAUUGGCGCGGAUAAAGUGGAGUUUAAGUUUAGGACGCCCAAGUCCUUAGAAAUUGGGGGGAGUUAUUCAAUUCAGUGUGCGGUCAGGCCGGAUGUGAACAUAGAUCUUUUCUUGAGGCUCCCGAAGGAGUGCUUCCAUGAAAAAGACUACUUAAAUUAUCGUUACCAUGCAAAGAGAUUCCUCUAUCUAUGCAUGAUCAAGAACCAUUUGAAACAAUCUUCUAUAGUCCAAGAUGUAAAAUGGUUAGCUUUUCAUAAUGAGGCGCGCAAGCCGGUGUUGGUUGUUUAUCCAGUUGCUCGAUUAUCGGACAACACUGUAUUCUCCCUGAAACUAAUACCCACAGCACCUUCUCUAUUCACCUUAUCAAAACUGAACCCUCAGAGGAACAAUAUCCGCUGUGUGAGUCAAGCUACGCCAAGGUACAACAGCAGUAUUUUGGAGGAUAUGUUAAUUGAGGAUAAUUCGGAAUUCAUUAAGAAAACUUUUGCGGGACACAAGGAACUGAGGAAGGCUCUGUUACUAUUGAAAGUUUGGGCUCGCAAAAAUUUUCUAUUUGUUCAUGACUGCCUAAGCGGAUUCCUGAUCACUGCCAUUGUUGCUUACCUUGCAUCAAAGUCUGGUAAAAACCGAAUCAACAGUUCGAUGAAUGCCGUGCAGAUUUUGCGCAUCACAAUGGAUUUCAUUGCCAAUUCUAAGGCAUGGGACAGUGGACUAUUCUUUCAACCUGAAGGCGAGAGAAGUAUUUCAAAUAAGGAGAAGAAAACCCAGUUGCAGUCAUUUCCAAUAAUCAUCUGUGAUUCACAUGUGAACUAUAAUAUGGCAUUUCGGAUGUCAACUGGUGGUUUCCAAGAGCUUCGUGAUGAGGCUGCUCUAGCCCUUGCUUGCAUGGAUAAAUGUGAAAGUGGUGGUUUUGAUGAGAUCUUUAUGACGAAGAUAGAUUAUCCUGCCAAAUAUGACUGUUGCAUUAGAUUGGACUUGAAGGACAACCAAGAUUUCCGCAUUUCUGGAUUUUGCUUGGAUGAUGAAUGUUGGAGGUCUUACGAGCAGAAGGUGCUUGGGGUCAUUGAUGAGGCGUUGAAAGGGAGAAGUAAGCUUAUUAGAGUAAUCUGGAGAAACACCUCUGGUGAAUGUAAUUUUGAAAAUGGUCUAUCGACACUAAAUGGAGAAUCUAUUUUUAUUGGAAUAGUGAUUGGAUCUGUGGAAGAAGCGUUCAAACAGGCAAUCGUUGGCCCUAGUCCUGAAGACAAAGAUAAGGCUGUGGAAUUUAGAAAGUUCUGGGGAGAUAAAGCUACACUAAGAUGGUUCCGUGACGGUAAAAUUGCUGAAGUUGCAGUUUGGGAGCAUGAUGAAUGGGAAAAACAUCUUAUUAUAAAGGAAAUAGCUGAGCAUGUCCUAAUACGCCAUUUAUCUCUUCCGAAACAGAGCAUUGUUCCCGUUGUAGAUCAACUUGAUUUUGUUCUUUGCUAUGGGAAUAGAGAUCCAAUAUCCUUUUCCAAAAAUUUGUUGAAGGCAUAUGAGGAACUGUCUAAGCUUCUACGACUUCUUGAUGACAUUCCUUUGAAGAUAUCCAGCGUGCAGCCUCUGGAUUCAGCUUUUAGGUUGACCUCUGUAUUUCCCCCUGCACCACAUCCAUUAGCACAUGAAGGCAAUCAGAUGAAAAUGAAGAAACCCACUGCGUCAUGUAUACGGCCAUUAGAAAUAAUGAUUCAGCUGGAAGGUUCUGGAAACUGGCCAAUGGAUGAGGUUGCGAUGGAGAAAACUAAGUCUGCCUUCCUCCUUAAAAUUGCCGAAAGUCUUCACACCAAAAAAGGAAUUACCAGUACAGCUACAGAGGACGAUGUUGAUAUUCUUAUGUCUGGAUAUGCAUUUCGUCUAAAAAUUUUGCAUGAGAGAGGCUUGAGCUUGGUCAAAAGACAAGGUGGUGCCCAAAACAAGCGUGUUUUAUCUUCAGACAAAAAGCUUUUCCUUCGUAGUCAGCAUUCUAGCAUGAUUAAUGGUUUAAGAGGUCGAUAUCCAAUAUAUGGGCCAGUUGUUCGGCUUGCAAAACGCUGGGUAUCUGCACAUCUAUUUUCAAACAUAUUGUCUGAAGAGGCAGUUGAGGUUUUGGUCGCGCACUUAUUUUUGAAGCCUCUGCCAUUCAGACCACCAUGCUCCCGAAUAACUGGAUUCCUGAGAUUCCUGAGGUUGCUGUCCGAAUACGAUUGGAGUUUCUCUCCUUUAAUUGUUGACAUCAAUGGUGAUCUAACUCCGGCAGAUAGCAACGAAAUCAAUGAGAUUUUCAUGUCAACUAGAAAAGGUUGCGAAGAGAAUCCUCACAAUCUUAAACCUGCCAUGUUUUUGGCAACGAACUAUGACAAAGAAUCUGAAGCUUGGACCAGCCAGUCACCAUCUGCGGCAGACCUCAGAAGACUUGCGGCAUAUGCAACCAGCAGUGCUAAUUUCUUGAACAACAUCAUUAUGAAGAAUCAAAAUGAUCAUUACCAAUGGGAAUGCGUUUUCCGGACACCUCUGAACAACUACAAUGCCGUCAUUCUUCUGCACAGGGACAAACUACCUUAUCCACAACACCUUCUGUUCCCAUCUGAAGUCAAACUAGGGAAGAAUGUGAUACAUGGAAAACCUAGCAAAACUUUCCAACCUUUCUUAUUGCCUGGAGAUCUGAGAGGGAGCCCAGAUGAACUCAAAAAUAAGCUAAUGGUGAACUUUGACCCGCUAAGAUAUUUUGUCAAUGACAUCAAGGCAAAGUUUGCGGACACAUUUAAUGUGUGGUACGAUUCUUUUGGAGGCGAUGCCAUUGGUCUCACUUGUGGAAAUAAAAGUUCAAAGAAACGAGCAAGGGAUGGUGAUGUAGAGGAUAACACUGAUCUACUUGAUGUGCUGAAAUCUGUGGGUCAAGUGGGCAAAGGAUUGGUGAAAAGUGUUCAUUUUAUCAAGGCUCCAAAACUAAGCAGUUGA
Striga hermonthica is the source of this 3153-nucleotide messenger RNA. NCBI's taxonomy places the organism in Eukaryota, Viridiplantae, Streptophyta, Magnoliopsida, Lamiales, Orobanchaceae. The record is from the annotation of a GenBank genome assembly.